AUGGAGUUCCUGCACGGGCAGAGGCUGGAGACCGCGGUGGCCGUCGUCGCCGUCGCCGCCGUCGCCGCCUACCUCUUCAUCCGCAGUAGGAAGCCCAGGGCUCAUUUGUGUUGGUUGUGCUGUGAUCUGUUCUAUAGGCUGCCUGGACCCCAGAAUUUCAAGGAGUUUAAACUUGUUGAGAAGAGGCAGCUGAGUCAUAAUGUUGCCAAGUUCAAGUUUGCGCUCCCAACACCUACUUCUGCAUUGGGUCUUCCAAUCGGACAACAUAUAAGCUGCAGAGGACAGGAUGCUGCUGGCGAGGAAGUGAUCAAGCCUUAUACUCCAACUACUCUGGACUCUGAUCUUGGAUCCUUUGAGCUUGUUAUAAAGAUGUAUCCCCAAGGAAGAAUGUCCCAUCAUUUCCGUGAGAUGAAAGUUGGUGAUUAUCUGUCUGUGAAGGGACCUAAGGGCCGUUUCAAGUACCUACCUGGACAAGUGAGAGCAUUUGGAAUGAUAGCUGGAGGAUCAGGCAUUACUCCAAUGUUCCAAGUCACAAGGGCAAUUCUUGAGAACCCAAAAGACAAUACAAAAGUACACUUAAUCUAUGCAAAUGUCACUUAUGAGGAUAUUCUUCUGAAGGAAGAGCUUGACAGUAUGGCCAAAAACUAUCCCGAUCGCUUCAAGAUCUACUAUGUCUUGAAUCAGCCUCCUGAAGUCUGGGACAGUGGUGUCGGGUUCGUGUCAAAGGAAAUGAUCCAAACUCAUUGCCCAGAGCCUGCUGCUGACAUUCAGAGCUAUGGACGCGUGCGCAUACAUACGGGUAGGCUUGAGCAGGUGGUGUGUUGGUUGCAGCUCCUGCCCUAUGAGGCCGAAAGACGAACAGCACAGCGAUGUCAAGCCGCUCGUUUACGCGCCAGGUACAGGCCAGUGACACCAAGGCGUCCGUCGUCUUCUUCUGAGCUCCUGCUACAUGGUUCAUGGCGUGUCCGUACAUGUACGUGCGAUAGCUUCGUGCUCAGGGAAAGCCAUUUUAGUAAUGCUCGAGCAGUCUGA
Molecule: messenger RNA, 1032 nt
Organism: Miscanthus lutarioriparius
Lineage: Eukaryota; Viridiplantae; Streptophyta; Magnoliopsida; Poales; Poaceae
Source: the annotation of a GenBank genome assembly